Myripristis murdjan (pinecone soldierfish) is the source of this 3508-nucleotide messenger RNA. RefSeq names its product extracellular matrix protein 2. Gene Ontology annotation, biological process: positive regulation of cell-substrate adhesion; extracellular matrix organization. The transcript is spliced from 10 exons. Lineage: Eukaryota; Metazoa; Chordata; Actinopteri; Holocentriformes; Holocentridae. Gene Ontology annotation, cellular component: extracellular matrix. Gene Ontology annotation, molecular function: heparin binding; collagen V binding; protein binding. The record is from RefSeq and is a predicted model, not a curated record. The coding region runs from base 72 to 2036 and encodes 654 amino acids.
UCCUCACACUUGCUUGACAGGAAGCUUUACUUUUCCUGCAGCUUGACCUGCAGGCAGACACGGAGCUGACAAUGGCCAGACUUGGGAUCCUGUGUCUGUGUAUCAGCGCUGUAGCCUGGCUCGGCGAUGGGAAAGCCAGCAGAAGAGGAGGGAAACCUGCAGGAUCCAAACCACAGCUCACGGCAGGGGUAUCUGAACAGAGUGACUCUCUCCAGUCUGGUCAGUGCCAGGUAAACGGCAUAGCUCUGUUUGACGGAGCUAUGUGGUCGCCUCAGCCCUGCUCAGCCUGCCAGUGUAACAAAGGAAAUGUCAAAUGUCAGCCCAUCCCCUGUACUGGAAGGACACAAGCGCCACAUAACCAACCGUCUACAGCUCCAAAAAGAAACAGACUGGUUGAUAAAGACAGCAAAGAUGGUAUCUCUGAGGGGAAGAAUAUUUUCCAAGGGAGAGGUGGAGGUAGAGGAGUGCAAGAAUUAAAAAAGAAGAAGGAGGAAAAGAUAUUGGUGAAAACUGUCACACCAGCGAUGACAGUCAAACCUGAAUCAACUAAGAACAAGAAACAGGAGGUCCUGGUAAAGAUUCCCACCAGGGGAACUAAGAUGCAUGUGCCCAUCGCACCAGCAAGGCCUCCCAUGCCUGCAGUGAAGUCAACGAAAGACAGAUUUCACUCUUCAGACGAAGACGACUUCGAUGAUGAUCCCGACAGUGAUGACGAUGAUGACAUUGUGGGACCUCCACGGAUGGAAGCCAUAGCCUUGCCUGCUCCAAGAACCAUGCUGCGGCCUGUGGUGGCAAGAAGGCUAGUGCCUGCACCCACCUCUCCAGGCCGUCCAGUGGUCACCUUCCCCCAGAAACCCAACUUCAUGGAAUCAUUGCCAGCUGGGUGUCUUCUGUCUGAGUCGCUGAUAGCUUGCGGCAGCACUGGCAUGACACACAUGCCCAUUAUCACUGACCCAGGGGUCAAAACACUGUACCUGGCAGAUAACAAGAUAAGUAAGAUCCCAGUGAGGGCUCUGGCAGGCCUUCCCAAUCUUGAGUGGCUAGACUUGAGCAAGAACAAGCUGGAUGACUCCUCCCUCAGCCCCCUGCUUUUUCAGAAUUUAACUAAACUAAGGAGGCUAAUUUUGGACGGCAACAAUCUCACCAAGGUCCCAGCGUUUCUCCCACCUUCCCUUGAGGAACUGAAGAUUAAUGACAACAAGCUCAGCGGACUCACACCCAGCAGUUUUAAAGGUUUGUCCAAACUUCUGACCCUGGAACUGGAAGACAACUACUUUCACGAUGGAAACGUCUCACCGCUGACGUUUCGUCCCCUUAGGAAGCUCAUUUACCUUCGCCUGGAGGAUAACAAGUUCCGUGCCAUCCCAUCUGGCCUGCCAGCCUCCCUUCAGGAACUCCACUUGUCAGACAACAAAAUUGAGGAAGUACACGCUGGUAUCCUCAACAAGACGGUCAACCUGAGGCUGCUGGACCUUAGCCACAACCGCAUCAGAGAGGAUCGCAUCGCACCACGAGCCUGGAUACAUUUGUCGAACCUGGAAUCACUGGAUCUAUCCCACAACAAACUGGUGCACGUGCCCUCCUUCCUCCCGGUGGGCCUGCGCCAGCUCACCCUGCAUCACAACCAGAUCGAGCGCAUCCCUGGCUACGUUUUCGGCCACAUGCGGCCGGGCCUGGACUCCCUCCAGUUGUCCCACAACAGGCUGCGUGACGACGGCAUUGAUGGCGUGUCCUUCCUGGGCCUGUCCACGUCCCUGUCUGAGCUACUGUUGGACCACAACCUGCUGCAGUCCAUCCCCCAAGGCCUCCUGCAGCUGAAGAACCUGCAGCUGCUCCGCCUCAACCACAACCUCAUCAGUUACGUUCCGAUGAAUGCCUUGUGUGACACACAAGCCAGGGAAGACUCGCCUCUGAUCUCCGUUCACCUGCAGUACAACCUGAUUGAGCGUCGUCUCAUUCCUCCCACCGCCUUCUCCUGCAUCAGAAAUUACCACAGCAUUCUGCUGCGACCCCAGAGGCAUGAAAACGACGAAUAGUUUUCUUUCCUCCCAUCCUCUUCCCUGCAACCACAACUCCUUAGUAUUCUUGUUGUUUCUGUGACAGUAUUAAUAGCUUUGUAACAUUCAGUGGUGCCUCCCUCCCUUACACUGUCUUCCACUGACAUUUUUCUCACUUCAUUCCUUGUGCGCAUGUAAACAAGCGGCCGUGAGGUAUUCAGGCUGCAAGGGAGACUGUAAAGGUUUGGAUCCAGUGUCUUGAAGACAUUUCUUUGUUGGCAACAUUACAAAAGGCAAUCAGAAGUCAUCUGUCUUAGACAAAAACACAGCGUCCCACACAUUUCAUCAGAGCAGGAUAAGCGUGGAACUGUUUGCAAUGAAGCGCCUCAGUGCGAGGGUACCAAGCUACUGAGUGCAGGCACCAUAGUUGGGUCAUCAGGCAGCUCCAUUUCUCGGACUGAAUCAGGAACUCUCCAGGCUAACCUGCCAUCCAGUCUGUGCCAUUGCUCUGUUCAGUUCUGGUGCUGCUGUUCUUUAAGGACAAAAAGCAACAGCUUGCACGCACAGAAUGCAGUCCAAACAAAAAACCUCAAUUACCAAUUUAGCAAUUUAUUUUUGAAGAUUGUGGCUUGCUCGUCUUUAUUGUGUUGUACCAUCACUAUGAUGGCAGUAGGAAUAAAUAGAUGAAAUGGAAAGAAACAGUCAGUGAUUCACUUUUUCAUAUUGAGAAGUAUAUGAACAUAAUGUAAUACUUGCUCUCAGGCAGGCUGCUGAUGUAGUCUGUAAUGUUAGGGGGUGUCUUUACAUGUGCACAGCAAUAUGGAUGAUAGCUCAAAUUCUAGUUAAUGCCUUGUUUAGAGUAAGCUCCUCGUAUAUCUUCAUAUCCUAGACUCAAGACAUCUGUGUAGUUAAACAGAACAUUUUAUAUACUCUCACAGAAACUGCACUCACAAAGUCUGAGAAACCAACUUGUUUGAGUCUCUCAUAAUUGACAUUCCAUAAGAGCUUGUAAGAGCUUUUGGUUUACUGUUAAUGGUGAGUUUUUUUUUUGUUGUUGUUUUUGUUUUGUUUUUUUUGCAUUAUGCCAACUCUAGAGCAGAGUACUUCCAGAAUUACAUGAGAACAUUUUGUGUGGGUGUGAAGACAGUUUACUUCCUUAGAUCAGGUGUUCUCAUUUGAGCCAUGUCUGAGCAAAACAGAAUGAUUCCAGUCUAUGUGCUAAUUGUUAUGUACUUUGUGUUUUUUUUUAUUGCAAUAAGUAUUUCUGACUGUUUCCUUUACCCCUUUUCUGUAGCAAAGCAAUCAUUCCUAACCAAAGCACACACAAAACUAGCUGUUUUAGUCUUGUUUAGUUGUCUGUUGUUAGGAGAGUCUUAACUGUUUUCCUAUUGGUUGCUGAAGAUCUUUUGAAAUUCUUUGAUAUGAAAACAAGUAAUAAAAGUCCAUUUAACUAGUUUGCACUUUCCAGCACAAUGAUAUACCGCCUCUCUCUCUUGCUCUCCUUCUCUCUC